Molecule: messenger RNA, 3501 nt
Organism: Larimichthys crocea (large yellow croaker)
Lineage: Eukaryota; Metazoa; Chordata; Actinopteri; Sciaenidae
Gene: phf13
Product: PHD finger protein 13
Exons: 5
Coding region: 378-1355 (325 amino acids)
Biological process (GO): mitotic chromosome condensation
Cellular component (GO): nucleus
Molecular function (GO): chromatin binding
Source: RefSeq, a predicted model, not a curated record
GAAGAAGAAGAAGGGGCAGGCAGCUGGUGACAGCCGCUCCCCCCACAGCAGCAGCAGCAGUCAGUCAGUCAGUAAACUCGAUCAAACGGAGACAUUACUGCACAGCACGGUGGAAAUACAGCAACAACGUUUACCGUUCACGGCUUUUACAACUUUACACCGACCGUCUUGUCGGUUGUUUCCCGGCAGCGGCGUUGUCGGUGUCGCUGAUGUCAGACUGAGCUGACACUGUUGCUCCGAGUUUGACGUUAGCUCCAACGUUAGACAUCUAGCGAGCCGAGGCUAGCUCACCUCGGUGUUUACGGUCCGGGAGCCCCCGCUGCUCUGCCCUGUGGCGUUACUGACAAACACGUCAGGUGGCCGGGUACUUGGCAAAGAUGGGUGACAUAAACCCAUCGACAUCACACGCGUUUCAGUCGGAGGGCUUCAGUCCGCCGUACAGGAGGAGGAGGACGGUGGAGGAUUUUAACAAGUUUUGCACUUUUGUCUUGGCCUAUGCCGGUUACAUCCCAUACCCCCAAGAGGACUCUCCACUGCGCAGUAGUUCCAGCCCCCCCAACAGUACAGGCAGCACAGCUGACAGUGAUGGCUGGACCCCUGGACCCCCUACCUCCUGUCCCCAGCGCCCUUCCAAGGUGCCCCAAGACAGGAGCAGGAAGCGUCCACAGCCAGCCCCACUGUCCAGUCACACCAAGAAAGAUCACACUAUAACCACCCUGCACCCAGAUGACCGCAGGAAAGCUGACAAGCUAAAGAAGAAGAAAAGGAGAAAGGAGAGGGAGCAGUCAACCGGGGAGGAGAGCGAGGUCCAGCAGGCCCACUCAACAGUCCCCGAGCUGCAGUAUCCCGCCUCCUUUGGUGGCCGAGUGAUCAAAGAAGAGCCUGAAGAUGAUAUCAGCAUUCCCCUCCACCCCCAGCAUCUGCCUAACCCAGCGCCCUGCAAGGAGGAGCCCAAGGAGGAGCGUCGACACUGGGAGGGUCAAGACAUAGAAGAAGGGGUGGUAAAGGUACAGAAGGUGGAGGGCUUUUCAGGAAACCGAAAGGUGUUCCGCCAGGGGAAACAGGUGGUGUUCAGAGACGAAGAUGGAUCAGGAGAGGACGAGGAUAUCAUGGUAGACUCGGACGACGACUCGUGGGACCUAGUGACGUGUUUCUGCAUGAAGCCUUUCGCAGGCCGAGCCAUGAUCGAGUGUAACAAGUGCAACACCUGGAUCCACCUGUCAUGCGCCAAGAUUCGCAAGAGCCACGUGCCAGAGACAUAUGUGUGCCAGAGCUGCAGAGAGACGCACGGAACCCCAGAUACCCGCCGCUCCCACCGCUCACGUGUAGUCCCCAGCAAACAUCUGCUAGACUGACCCCUCCCAGGCCAAACUCUGAACUCUGACCCCUUCCCCCUCCUGCUUCCCCUGCACCUGCUGGACUGACCCUUCCUCAAAUUCAGGUCUUGCACCCUUCAGUGUCUGUCCUUCAUGGUUGGCCAAGAACCCACAUUUUCUAUAAACACUUAGGUGGACCUAUCCCAAGCCCUUAUCCCAUUUGAAAACAGUCUUGAGUGCUAUUUUAGAUUUACUAAGGUUUGUUUCUGCUUCCCUACAGACUCUGUGCGUAAGGCAAUCACUGAAUGGAUGUCCGUCUGUAGAUGACAUUAGCAUAGCAGCAAAUCGCUACUGUUGGGACUUGGUGUCUCGUGAACACUGGAAACAUUUGAACUGCCAUAUAAAGAGAAUACCCUCACAACUGCCACCCACUAUGGUGCAUGCUGGGAUUUGUGGGAAAGACAGUUUGCACUUUUUCUCACUUUUUUAAAAAGAAAACUCCAUCUGACCUUUCUGUCACAGGGACAGGUGUGUCUUUCUGAUUAAACUGGAUUUGAUUUCUCUUCGAGGCCUCUAUUAAUGUCACACAAUUAACCAUUGAAAAUGAGAAAACAAGAUAAGCCUUGUGUUAAUUGCUUCAGAUGGUGCUAUAGUAUAAAGCUGAGGUAUAAUCCAGUAGAACAAAGAUGUAGGAUAAGAGACUAGAGUCUGCAUCUGUUUGUUGUUCUCUCUUUUUUUGUUAUUUAAGACAUUGCGAACGAAUAUCAUUGAGGCUUUAAGUCCGUACAAUUGAACCAAGCGCUUGUUCCUCUUCCUUUUACUUAAAUUGUCUUCCAGCCUCGGCUGCUCCUCUAAAUCAAGAUGUUAUUUGGCCACACAAGGAGCUUACACACCCUUUGAAAACAUUGAAACGGUGUUCUUAUUUCACCACGGUUCUGUUUGAGGAAAAUCUUCAUGAUUUAUAACUAAAAAAAAAAAGAAAAGAUACCAGAUAACUGACACGAUUGAGAUAACAUGACAGUCUUAUUCAGUGAAGGUGUUUUCUGUUGCUCUGGUCAGUGUUUUUGCUGUAGUUCUUUUGACAGGAUUGAACACUGGUUUUGUCCUUGAAUACUUUAAUUUUCCAAACCGUUAUUUAAAUGUAAUCUUUUUUGUUUGCAGCUGUUUCAUGCUCAUGACGAAAUCCUUCGGCCGUCCUGUUUAAGCAUCAUCACAAAAACAAGCUAUCUGAACUGGAAUAGUGUUCUCUCAAGAGUCCAAUCGAAAUUAUGCAUGCAGAGUGUGUGUUUGUGUGUGUGUGUGUGUGUGUGUGAAUGGUUAACACUGAAGGUGUUGACAAUGCAUGUACUGCUAUGAGUUGUCUCAACUAAUCACCAUGGUUUUGGUCUUUUGUAAGAUGAUGAAAUGGAUAUCUUCAAAAAGGGCCAUGGGCACGGUCUGUUUUUUUUUUUCUUCUGUUUGUCUCUAAAGGGUCAGAUCAGAAGAACAGAUCUCAGUCUCAUAUCAUCUCUCACUAAUGUUUUCACAGCAGUAUUCAGUUGCUUCCAUAUGCAGCGAGUUUAAUGGAAAAAAAACCCUCCCCCUCCCCCUAAAACUUGCAAUUUGGAUGAAAGAUUUGAAGCUCAUUCAUGUGCCAUCUGCUGUUCUUUAUGAUUAUAUAAAAGCCAUAAUGUAGAGUGACAGAUUUUAGACUUGGAUAUUAGUCCAGGAUGGGGUUUUACAAUGCAGAAUCAAUGACUUGACCAGGGAACGACUAACGCACACAUAAACACGUAAUGAAUGUUUGGUUUGUAAAGAACACAAGACUUUCCAAGAGUUUAAAGUGGUUAAGCUCAUUUCUGCACUCUUGUCUUCUGGUAUUUACAAAUGUUGAUAAACUGGUUCGUACCCAGCAGUCACCCAGGUGGUGAUGGUUUCUAAGACCUAAAAAUCAUUUGCUGUUUCUCAGGACAUUCGUGUCUUGACGAGAACCUGAAGACGACUUCAGGCACAAAUUUCUAAUUUUAGUCUGCGUCUUUAAGACAUCAGUGUAAUUAUUGUUAACAAUGCUCAUUGUGAUACAGCUCGUUUAUUCUGAUCCUGGGUUGUCCUAUCCCCUUAUUGAGAAAGCGUUGUCUGUACUGUGGUGCAAACUGUUUCUGUGAAACUAUUGUAAACUAUUGUAAAUAAAGAGUUACCAUUUUAA